AUGCAUCACUCCACUAUUCCUGCAGUCCUGACUGCCCUCCUGGCCGCCCUUCCAGCUGCCCAGGCGGGUCUCUAUCCCAAGAGCUCACCGGUUCUUCAGCUCGAAGGCAAGGACUAUGACAAGUUGAUUGCCAAGUCCAACUAUACAACUAUCGUCGAGUUCUAUGCGCCCUGGUGCGGCCACUGCCAGAACCUCAAGCCCGCAUACGAGAAGGCCGCAAAGAACCUCGAGGGACUGGCCAAGGUCGCCGCCGUCAACUGCGAUGAGGACUCGAACAAGCCGUUUUGUGGCACCAUGGGCAUCAAGGGCUUCCCGACCCUCAAGAUUGUCCGCCCCGGCCUGAAGAAGGGCUCCAAGCCCGUUGUCGAGGACUACAACGGCCCACGAUCCGCCUCGGGCAUCGUCGAGGCCGUCGUCGACAAGAUCAACAACCACGUCAAGAGGCUAUCGGACAAGGACUUCGACUCGUUCCUGAGCGAGAACCCCGAGGCGCCCAAGGCCAUCUUGUUCACGGAGAAGGGCACCACCAGCGCGUUGCUCAAGAGCAUUGCCAUAGACUUUCUGGGUGUCAUUUCUGUUGGACAAGUACGAAAUACGGCAACAAAGGCUGUCGAGACAUUUGGUGUUGAAAAGUACCCUACGCUUGUCCUGCUCCCUGGCGAGGGCAAGGACAGCAUUGUCUACGAUGGAGAGCUAAAGAAGGAGGCUAUGGUCAAGUUCCUGUCCCAGGCUGGAUCACCCAACCCGGACCCGUCAACCGCGAAGCCGAAGAAGGAGAAGGCAUCCAGCCAGCCUUCGUCGGCUAAGACCAAGACCAAGACCUCGACGUCUACCGAGUCCGCUGAGCCGUCAAGCGAGCCCGAAACGCAGGGGACUGAACAAGCCGAGGAUCCAACCAUCCAAAAGCCUAUCAUUCUUGACGUGGCACCCCCAAUUCCAAUCAUCAACACGCCCGAGAAGCUCGUCAAGGAAUGCCUGUCGCCCAAGUCUCACACCUGUGUCCUCGCCUUUGUUCCUUCUGGUCACGGCGAGCAAGCUGAGAAGGCCCUAUCCAGCCUAGCCGAGCUGGCGUUCAAACACGCCCAAAGCAAGCGCCAUCUAUUCCCGUUCUUUGAGGUUCACGUCGAGGAUGCACACGCCAAGGAGAUCCUCCAGGCUCUCGAUCUCAAGGAAGACGUCCAGAUCCUUGCAGUCAACGCUCGCCGCAACUGGUGGCGACACCUUGAGGGGACCGACUUUGGUCACGAGGCUAUUGAGAGCUGGAUUGACCAGAUUCGCAUGAGCGAGGGUACCAAGAAGAAGCUACCCGAGGGCAUUGUCGCUGCCGCAGCUGUGGAAGAGGAGACCAUCUUCGAGGCUACGCCCGAGGCCACAUCAGAGCCAACCCCGGAAGCCACCGAAGAAAGCAGCACCAUAGUCGAGACCGAAGCCCCCGAAGUCACUCCUGAGGCGGAAAGUGAGUCGAGCAGCACCGAGACUUCUACCCCACAGUCCGGCGCUGACCCGGUUCCCGAUGCGAAGACGGGCGAUGAGCAUGACGAGCUAUGA
Messenger RNA from Phaeoacremonium minimum UCRPA7, 1548 nucleotides. Its product is annotated as putative disulfide-isomerase a6 precursor protein. Lineage: Eukaryota; Fungi; Ascomycota; Sordariomycetes; Togniniales; Togniniaceae. Gene Ontology annotation, biological process: response to endoplasmic reticulum stress. The transcript has 2 exons. Gene Ontology annotation, molecular function: protein disulfide isomerase activity; protein-disulfide reductase activity. The record is from RefSeq and is a predicted model, not a curated record. Gene Ontology annotation, cellular component: endoplasmic reticulum lumen. The coding region runs from base 1 to 1548 and encodes 515 amino acids.